Molecule: messenger RNA, 555 nt
Organism: Lottia gigantea (owl limpet)
Lineage: Eukaryota; Metazoa; Mollusca; Gastropoda; Lottiidae
Exons: 3
Coding region: 1-555 (184 amino acids)
Biological process (GO): glutathione catabolic process
Cellular component (GO): cytoplasm
Molecular function (GO): gamma-glutamylcyclotransferase activity; glutathione specific gamma-glutamylcyclotransferase activity
Source: RefSeq, a predicted model, not a curated record
AUGUGGAUUUUCGGAUAUGGUUCAUUGAUAUGGAAAGCGGAUUUUCCUUAUGAAUCGAAAAUUGUGGGACAUAUUCGUGGUUUCGCUCGCAGAUUCUGGCAAGGAAGUGAAGAUCAUCGAGGAGUUCCAGGAAGGCCUGGAAGAGUUGUUACCUUAGUUCCAGAUGAAAAUGAAAGAGUUUGGGGUGUUGCUUAUUAUAUUAAUGAAGCUGACAGAGAGCAAGUCAAAGCCUAUUUAGAUUUUAGAGAAAAGGAUGGUUAUGAAAAAUACAAUGUUCAGUUUAUUCCAUCUUUAGAUAAUAUGGAACCAUUUGAAAUCACAUUGUACAUCGGAAAAGAAGACAACCCCUAUUUUCUAGGACCGGCACCACUCAAAGAGAUAGCACAUCAAAUUUUUACCUCCGUUGGACCAAGUGGCAAGAAUCUAGAAUAUUUGUUGAAUUUGGCCAAAUCUUUAAGGGAGUUGGUUCCUCAUGUAGAAGACAAUCAUUUAUUUAGUUUAGAAAAAGAAGUUAUCAGUUUAUGUCAAAAUUCCAAUAAGCAACAUAGUAUAUGA